This is a messenger RNA of Camellia sinensis, 1230 nucleotides long. Its product is annotated as putative 2-oxoglutarate-dependent dioxygenase AOP1. The record is from RefSeq and is a predicted model, not a curated record. Lineage: Eukaryota; Viridiplantae; Streptophyta; Magnoliopsida; Ericales; Theaceae.
CUAUAAAAAGCGUACAAAGUAAUAGUAUAUAUCUCAAACUUCACAAAAUCUAUUACAAAUCCCUACAAAACUUACUUGGUUGAGAAAGAAAUCACAAAUCAACAUGGGUUCCCUAAAACAUCCCAAACUGCUUGUUGUAGACUUCACCAAGGACAACUUGAAGCCUGGUUCAAGUGCUUGGACCACAGCAUGCAAAGACAUCAAACAAGGCCUAGAACAACAUGGUUGUUUUGUGGCUUUGUAUGACAAAAUUUCUUCAGAUCUUAACAAAGCAAUUUUUAAUGCAGCAGAUGAGUUGUUUGAUCUCCCCACUGAGACCAAGAUCCAGAACGUCAACGACAAGCCUUACCAUGGUUAUGUUGGGCAAAUGCCUAUUGUUCCUCUCCAUGAAGGCUUGGGGAUUGACUAUGCAACAACAGAAGAAGGAGCUCAGAGUUUCACAAAACUCAUGUGGCCUAAGGGGAAUGAUUCUUUCUGCAAAAGCUCGAUGUCAUUUGCAAGCACAGUAGCUGAAUUGGAUCGACUUGUGGCGAGAAUGUUGUUCGAAAGCUAUAGAGUAGAGAAGUACUGUGAUUCUCACAUUGAUGCAUCAACCUAUCUCCUUCGAUUCCUGAAGUACAGAGCUCCAGAGAUCGGAGAGACAACAAUGGCUUUUCCAUCUCAUACAGACAAGAGCUUCAUGACAAUACUCUAUCAAAAUCAAGUUUCAGGUUUGGAGAUUAAAUCAAGGGACGGAGAGUGGAUUGAUGUCGAGUUCCCUCCUAAUUCCUGCGUUGUCAUGGCUGGUGAUGCUUGCAGGGCAUGGAGUAAUGAUAAAGUACUAUCUCCAAACCACCGGGUGACCAUGGACAAGAACGGCAAGGACACCCGAUACACCAUUGCACUCUUUUCCUUCCUGAGCCAUAACAUAGAAACACCCAAAGAGCUCAUCGACGUUGAAAACCCACAACAGUUCAAGUCAUUUGUCCAUAUGGAUUUGCUCAAGUUCUAUGACACCGAUCAUGGCCGGAGAACACAAACCAUUCUUAAAGACUUCUGUGGUGUUUGAAACUCUAGCUCUAGCUCUAGCUAAGCUAUGCUAUGUUAUGUUGAUCUUCGUCAUCAACUGUAUUUGUUAAUUGGGUUAUUAUAUAGUACGUUAUACCCUUUUAUGAGUGCCUAACUUUCUUUGUACUUUGUAGUGGUUUGCCUAUGUAAUAAUGUUCCUUAUGAAGUUAUGACUGUUUAAUA